Molecule: messenger RNA, 6580 nt
Organism: Cylas formicarius (sweet potato weevil)
Lineage: Eukaryota; Metazoa; Arthropoda; Insecta; Coleoptera; Brentidae
Exons: 5
Coding region: 12-761 (249 amino acids)
Source: RefSeq, a predicted model, not a curated record
UGAAAACAAAAAUGUCGCGACUGCUGUUCACGUUUGUGUUGCUAAUCGGUGGUACGACAUGCCAAGUGGAUUUGAAAAACUAUUUUGGAAAAUGUAAGAUGGGAUCGACCGCAUUCGAUACCUGUGUGAAAGAAGGAAUGAACUCUUUAAACCCAUACUUUAAACAAGGCUUGCCGGAAUAUGGUGUGGAUCCGUUCGAUCCUUUCUACGCAACCGAAGUGCGUCAGAAGAGAAGUAACGCCUUUUUCGACUACAAACUCGUCCUCAGGAAUGUCACAGAAUCUGGGUGGACAGAAUCGCAAGUUACAAAAUUUAGAAGCGAUUUGCCUAAAAAUACGGUCCAUGUCACGCAGUUCUUUCCCGACAAGCGUCUUGAUGGUUACUAUGAAAUCGAGGGCACAUUCCUUGGUCAGAAAAUUAAAAAUUCGGGUUCCUGGAAUCUUAAGCUGUUCGACUAUGUGCAGACGCUGACAGUGAUGAGAAAGCCUGCGAGGGACUUGAGAGGCAAUCCCGUAAAGCGACCGCCACUGAAAGUGAAAUGCAACAUUCAGACUUGCAAAAAGUUAGAAUUGCAUAUAGGCAAUUUAGCUGGGGGUAGGACGAUUGUGGAAAACAUGCUCGAUUGGAUAAUCAACAACGCGUGGCAACCGGGUUUCGUUAUUAUGGCGCCAUUAAUCAAUGAUUUGGUCGGUACCGCCUUCACCGAAAUUUUCAACAAGGACUUCCAGUACUUCCCGUUCGAGAGCGUGUUUGCGCGUUGAGGAUUCCCGAGUGUUGAAAUUGUGCGCUUGUGGUUUUUCGCUUCCGCUUUGCAGACGCGUAAACAAAAAAAUACGCAACCGCAAGUCUGAAUAAUGGCUCGGUGCAAAGUGUCUCCCGUAAUCGCAACCUGUAGAUAUUCUAAGUACGAUAUUAGUGUGACUUUUCCAACGCUUCUUUAUUUUCAAAAGAAGAAAAUUAAACUAGACUUUGGUCAGCAAAUUUAACGGUUUUUACAUAAAAUGUUUCCUUCUGUUUCUGCCUCCUUAUUGGGCAUGAAUUACAGUAACCAAUGCGACAAGAAUAUUUGCUGCUCUGGUCAAGCAAAAGUUGGUUUCUUUAAUGGGAUACCGUCAAAUCAUCAUUAUUAUUAUUAUUCAUCUUGUUUUUGGCUUUCCAAAAUUAUGUACUAGUUUUAUUUUAUUUUGUAUUUGGCAGUUUUGUAGAAAAAUAACACAGUUUUAAGUCGACCCUGAUUACCAAAUUGCAAUCAAACGAAAGUUUCAAAAAAUUUAAUUAUUUCACUUUAUAGGUAAAAGCAAGGCGAAAAUAAUACUUCAAACUUUUAAAAUUUAUUUUUGUUAGCUAUAACUGUAUGCAAAAUGUUGAGUAUUAAUUAGAUCAAAUUAUGUUUCAAAUUAUGUAAAAUGUAUAAAUAUUGCUAUAACUUUUUGUAAUCUAAUGAGUGCUAUUGUAAAAUGCAUAAUGAACCAAGAAAUAUGUUUCCCCAUUAAAAAGCAGUUAAUUAUACUUGACAGUGAUGGGUUCGUCAAAUUUAAUAGACUUUCAAAUAAAGCAAACUUAAAUAGAUAAGGAGUACUGGUACUCAUUCAAGUAAUGAAUUAUUUAUAUUAUUUUUGCUAUUACAGCAUUUUUUAAAUUAAAUGAAGUAUCAUUUUAAAGGAAAAACUUUUCCUUGAUUCUGAAAGUGGGUGAUGUAGAAAUCGCCGUCAAAAUCCCUCAGCAGCAGUGCUUUAAGUAAAGUUUUCAUCAUACAAAAUUAAACCCAUUGUUAUAUUUUGAGUUUAAACGUUAUGAAUCAUACUAAUAGCUGUUUGAAUUCAUUUGAUUAAUAAAAAUUCUUAGGUAAAUGACAUAACCUGUUGCGAAAUUCUAAAAAAAAUCGAAUUUUGAAAACAUACAUGUGCUUGCAUUUUUCUGUUUAUUGCUCAUCAUAAAUGUAUAUUUUCUCUUUGUUUUGUAGUAUGGCGUAAAAUCGUCCUAACAGCGUAACUUAAUUGCUGAGUUAAAAUUUUGACAAUUCGAAACAAAAAGUCCUCGGGCUUUGGCUUUGGGAAAUAACAAAACAAUUGUUUUUGCUUUUCAACAAACGGCCACAAGAAACAAUUAAAAAGGAAAAUUUCGCUAUCUCAGACACGUUCAUUGUUUUCCGUAAUGUUUUUAUUGUUCGGGACAUACUUCCCAAGAGGUAUUUAUAUUUUUACAUCAGUUCGACACUAUGUCGUUUCAGCUUAAUGUCAAGUUGCGGAAAGUGUUUCCCGACUAGAACAAUACAAAUUGCUGGAUAAGUUCCCAGUUUAUAAUCCGAUUUAACCGGAAAUUGCUUUAUGUUCCCUUUUUUAUUAUUUCUAUAUAUCUAUAUUGUGAGCGUGCUUACCUCAACAAUACGAUUUACAGGUUGUUUUGCAUACUACCUAUAUCUUUUUAAGUAUUGGUGCUUAUUCAUUGUUGUAGAAUUGAUAAAUUAUUCCUUUUUGCAAAUUCUCAAUUGGGAAUAACAAUUAAACAUGUGAACAGGUCGAAUAAAUUUCUGACAAAUACUUAAUAACAAUAACAAAAGUUUUGGUUGACCGGACAUAUUUUCGUGAGAAUACAGAAGUGUCUUUUUAAAAGUUAACAUAUGUUAGUAGUUAUAUAGAGUAAUUGUGAUACCUACAGUUAUUUCAAGAAAAUGAUUGUAGGCUAUAUAAACCAUAUUCAGAUGUCAAAUUAUUAUGUAUAAUAUUGUUAAUAAACGGCGGUAUUUUAAUCAUAGUAAGUAACUUCACAUACAUAUACACACAUAGUCGAGUGGAAUAUCGGAACAACAAUAGCAACUAUUUGUUAAUAAAAAUAAAAGUGCCCCUGCAAAAUGUUUUGUACUACAAAUGAAACUUUCGCCAUCUACAAUUUUGGGGAUGCAUUCUAGAAGUUUUUUUUUGCUGUAAUUUUCUUCACCUUGUAGGAAAAAAUAACUCUGUUGCAUAUCGCUAUUAUUGUUCCAAUAUUAUUAGUUUAAUUUAAUCUAAAAAAUUGUAAAAGCUAAAAAUUAAUGAAAUAUUCUCUACCAGUCCUUAUGACAUUGAGAGUGGUGAGUUUUUCAAAAAAACAGCCUACUGUAAUACUAUUUACAAAUCUUUUGCAUUCCUCCGCGUCUCUUAUUGAUUACUGGAAUUGGCUUACGUUACUGUUGGCUCCUUAAGCUUCAGUUAUAUGUUAUACGAAUGCAUAAUUUCCUAGCACGAAUAAAUAAUAAACAUAAAAUUAAAAAAUGAAAAAACCUUAUUAACUAGCAGAAAUGGAAUUCUAGGUUGUCUUUGUACAUCAUCCAGCUAUUACCGAAAUUUACAUAAUAAUAUAUAAAAUAAAUCUUUUUGACUAAUUAAAUUUGAAUUCAUAUAACUCCCCCGGUUAUCGCUUUUUUUUAAUACAUGGCGUAGUAUAGACGUAUAGGCCACCGAGCCCCGAUGUCUAAAAUUAAUUUUAGAUUUGCCGGAACGCCACCGUUUUGACGAUGUAUUUUUAAAACGUCAGAACCGAGUGUGUGAACAUCCUGUAUGUUUGCUUCUCUUCGUUCGAAAGAAUUAAAAUAAAAUUAUAUCUCGCAUACGGACUUCUAUUUUCUCUCAGUGAGAUGCAAUAUCACGGGAUCAAUCACUCGGAAAAUGGUCUACAGAUAUUUACUAUGAAUUGAUGCACUUACUCUAAACUUUUCCCGUUGGUAGUGCAUCAAUUAACACAAACCAUUAUCCGUUAGUUUGGUUUGGUUUUGGUUUUGGUAUGUUUACGUAAAUUUUGAAAAUCGAAUUAGAUUGACUACUCUUUACGCGAAGGUAAAUUUCAAUAUUAGAUGAUCAAAAAAAAAGUAGGAAUUGUGAUGGACAUGCAUUUCCAUUGCAUGUUGACCUUGACAUGACAACACCUCAACAUUCUAUAAUAAUAGUUUCGGUUAGUUUUGGUUACUGAUGUAAUUUCGUAGAAUCCAGUAGCGUGGCUAUAUUUAGAAAUUAAAAUUAAAUUAGCUCUAAACAUUUCAAAAUACACAUUUUACACAAAUAUAAAUUAUUAGAAAUGUUAAGUGUCUUAAAAAUAUUAAAUUAGGUUCCACCGCUGAACUUCUUAGGUGGACAGAAUUAUUCUGCUCUAUCAACUUCAUUAAAAAUAAAUACGUUGGUAUAAGAAAUUUUGGUAUAAAUAUUUUUUUGUGAAUUUGCUUUAGACAAUUUCAUAUUGAGACAUUUUCAACACCAAGGAGAUGUGAAAUGAUACAUAGGUAACUUUUAAAAGUAGAAUGUAACUGGAGCUUCAUAAUUACCACCCUGUAUAUAAAAAAUUAAGCAAUUCAAAAACCACUCAAAAAGGCAGCGACAGCCGUUGUAUACUGACGUCAUGUUCCAACGUAAUUUUGAGUCUUGCAAAAUUGGCGAGAUAUCCUGCAAAGCCAUAAAAGAAACUUCGGAAAAGGCACUUUCAAGGAAUAUUUAAUAUUUAAAGCUAUAUUUAAUAUUUAAAGCUAUUAGUCGUGCCAAGAAUGGGAUGUGGUUUUUAUGGUUUUUAUGAAAUACUGUGAUUUCUGAAAAGGCGUUUUUAACUAAUUGAAACAUAUUUAAUAUUUUAACAUUUUAGUGUCAGUUAAAAUUUCAGUAAUACUGAUCACUCUAAAUUAAUCAUGUUACUUCCCGUCCAUUCACAAAAGGCGUCCAUUUUGAAUUUGUAAUUCAAUUUUCGUUUUGCAUAUUUGGUUCGUCCGGCACAAAGAAUGGGAUGUGGUCUUUAUGAAUUGCUCGAUGAUACACGUUCGAAUUGUGGGGAAUUACAUUACCAUUUGUGGCACAAUACUUUUUGGUUACUUAUUUUUUUAAUUGUCUUAUGCGAUUGCACAAUUUGUAAUCAGAUAAUAACUUGUGGGCAUAAUCUAAAAUGAGGUAUUCAUGUGCAAAGUACCUAUAAUAUAUAAUGUCUUUAUUUAUAAAUUUAAUCAAUUCUUAAGUAUUAGUAUUGGAUAACAAGGAGGAUACACCACUUUAGGAAAUAAGGUCUUCACUAAUAUAAUGUUGGUAACCUAUAGUGCAUUUUUUAUUUACCUGUUUUUUUUGUUUCAAAUUUCGAAAACAGUUUUCUAAAAUGUCGCACAUACAAAAUUUUCCAAUGUGAUAUCCCACUAUCGAUGUGUCGUUGUGGUCGUCAGUGGUAGUUAAUAUUGAAGAUACAAAGAUGUCGUUUGCAGACUACGGUCCAACGCUGUUAGGACUUGUAUACGCCAUAUCUUUUUUAAUAUAAAUCAUAUUUUGAUUUGGUGAUGUUUGAAUUUAAAGCCGUUAUGUGUUUUAUUAUUUUAUGACAAAAGACAAUUAUUAUUUAUUAUGAAUUAUACUAAUAUAUUGUCUCAAAAAGCCAUUUUAUAGCUUCGAUAGUUUUAUUGUUACCUACAGAAUCCUAUAAAACCUAACUUUAAAUUCCUGUAUCAAUCAAUCACUAGCAGUUUAGAAUCCCAAUUUAAGUGUUUACAUUGACGCCCGGAAGUUCAAAACAUCCAAACAAUGAUUUUUGAAUAGAUUAUAUUGAUUAGAUUAUUAUAUUAUAAUGAUAUCAGAAUAGAUACAAUACAUAAAAUGUAAAAAAAAAUAUUUUGAGUGUUGAAGCAUCGCGAAAUACUAUAUCAUACAAGUUUGAUGAACGCCAUGUUAGUCUCUAGGUUAACUAAGAGCGAGCAGCGCUCAAAGGUGGGAGUGUUUAAAAUAAAGGAGUGAUUAAAGAAAUUUAUCGACGUGUUGCAGACUAAACUUUUUCUAAGACCAUUAACUUCUGAGAACAUUUUUGCAAAACAGCCUCGUUAAGUGACGUGUGACGUCAAAAUCAGAACUGACAAACAUGUGAGAAAAGUCACUCCCUAAAAUCUACCAAAAAAUCCAGUACUUCCCAAAUCCGUGGCUAAAGUACCGGAAACUUCCGAAUUGGCCCGCCAUAGUAGCUAACGGAGUGGACGUCUUACACUUUAUGCGGUCUUGAUUAGUACUGGGUGACUGGGUAUUUUAGGGGAAGUAGUAAAAAAAUAAAAUUUAAAUUGAACCAUUAGUGAAAACAACUAUAUAACGAAUAUAAAUUAUGCAAUGAAAAUUUAUUCUUGCAUUUAACAUUCGGACCCCGAAAAAACAAAACUUUGAGUUCAAAUUAUUUUCAAUAUUAGUAAUGUUCAAAAAGUAGCUUUUUAUCUUUAAUAAUAACGAAGUUUCGUACAAGGAACUAUAAUAAAUGGGACAUCCGGUACUUAGACAGAGAAUUUUAUUAGGCAUGACGAAUAGAACGAUUACUAUAUAACACUAGUAAAUAAAUUGGAGAAUAAUAUUAAACUGUAAUGAGGAUUUUAAAACGACCCUGAUCGGAUAUUUUCGGAUAUGCAGGAAGCACCGUUUAGUCUACCUUUAUUCCUGUACAUACACCCACAUCUGGUACGUAUUGGAAAUUCUCCUGCAAAAAGACGCACUGCAAAUUCAUUUUUUAAUCUUUGUAAAUAUUUUGCUACGUUCAGUAGAUCUUUUAUUCAUAGGCUUAUAUAUUUAUAUUUCAUUGCCCUAAAAAAUUUCAGCCAAUCUAUAUUAUU